AUGUUUCUAUUUAAUAAAUUUGUUCAACACAGUCUUCCAGCGUUCUCCUUCUUCCCCUCAUUCACCCUUUUGCUGUCGGAUGCCAAACUUGGUAACAAUCAAUAUCAGAAGUCCGAAGAUUGUUUUUUUUCUUCUUUCAAACCAAUACAAAUAUAUACAGUAUACAUCCGCUUACUCACGCUGUCUGGCUUUCAACCACAUACAUAUUGUCAUUAUUUGUCUCUUAUAUAUAUAUAUAUAUCCUCUUUCUCUGUUUUACAUAUAUAUACGCACAACUCACGCCUCCUUUCUCCCUUUCCUCUUUCUUUCCCUGUCUCUCUCACGCACAACACACACCCAUAUUUUCAUUGUCUGACUCUUCCCUCUCUCUUUCUUUCUUUCUUUCUUUCUUUCUUUCUUUUUUCUUUCUUUCUUUCUUUCUUUCUCACACACACACAACUAUUUUCAUUCUCUUUCUCUCUCUUUCUUCUUUCUUUUCCUGUCUCUCUCAUACAAAACACACACCCAUAUUUUUCAUCGUCUGACUCUUUUCUUCUCUUUGUCUUUCUCUAUUUUUCUCUCUGUCUUUCUCUCUCUCUUUCUCUCUUUCUCUCAAAAACACACACAGACUAG
Molecule: messenger RNA, 612 nt
Organism: Acanthosepion pharaonis
Lineage: Eukaryota; Metazoa; Mollusca; Cephalopoda; Sepiida; Sepiidae
Source: the annotation of a GenBank genome assembly